UGCAGACACCAGGAUGUUUUGAAUCCGAGCCGUUGGUGACGUAGCUGUGCGCGCGCCAAUUCAAACAGUGGUUUGUGUGAGUGAGUGCUGGGAGACAGCGGGAUCGGAUUAUCGCUCUGACACACGGGUUACACACAGCUCGGCCAUGGAGGGACCCGCUGUACAGGAGUUGGACUCCAUGCGGUACUCGGAGCUGCAGAAACUGGCCAAGACCAACGGGCUGAAAGCCAACCUGAGGGCAGAUAAAUUGCUCAGAAGUUUGAAAGAGCACUUCCAUCCAGAGACAAAAACUGUGAAUGUUAGCACUGAUUCAGACAGUAGUGAUUCUGCUAAAGAUAUGGCUGAAUUAAAUGGCACCGAUGAUAAGGAAGAGACUGUGCCUAUAUCACAUGUUACACACAGACGUGGCAGGCGCAAAAGAUACACCUCUCCUACACUGGAAGUGAAUGACAAUACUUUGGGACCGAAGGAGUUGCAAUUGGAGGUAGAAGGUCUUAGUAAAAUGGAUAAAGAACAAAGUGAUGAAUCCAACUCUGAGAUACAGUCUGAUUCGGAAAGCAAGAAAAGAAAGCGACCUUUUGUGGAAGAGGCAAGUGAGCAGACUUCUUUGGAAACUGUAGGAAACGUUAAAGAUCAACAAACAAAAUCAGACACUUGUGCGCCACCUGGUGGGAAGAUUCCAAGAUACGCAGGUCGUUUGCCUAAACCCAGCUCCAAGCCCUCUACACCAAAUUUCAAAAGGCUGCAUGAAGCACAUUUUAAAAAAAUGGAAUCCAUUGAUAAAUACAUGGAGAGGAAGAAGAAGCGGCUCGAUGCAGUGAGCAGUUCCAUUCAAGAGGUUAAGAUGCUGGCAAAAAAAUCAAACAUUCCUGUAAGUGAGAAGACCCCAAACAACAAUUCCAAGAAGCAGUUAAAGGGAAGGCUUUCUUUAUUGAGCCCUGCACCUCGGAAGAGUAAUAUUUCCUCCGCUAAAACCCCUACAAGCCAGGGCCGAUCUGCACGCUGCAGUAUCGCCAAUAAAAGUAUCCUACUGGACAAGACUGUGUUCAAGCCAUCUGUGUUUUCAUCAUCAAAAAUGAACGUCAGGUUUUCCAUGGCAACAAAAGACAAUGAGCACAAGCAUUCUUUGACUAAAACACCUGCAAGGAAAUCUUCUGGCAUUGUGGCCGUCACUCCUGCAAGUGAAUCUAGAAAAAGCGUUCCAUUAACUUGGAAGAGCUUUCCUAUUGACACCAAUGGUCCAAAUGAUGAGCCAGCCAAAACACCUUUCAAAUUUACCGGUAUGGAGGUGGAGACUCCAAAUACUAAUAAGAAAUCAAAGUUUGACCUUCAAGCAAGCCUAGCACGGCCCCUUGGAUAUGAACCCCACAAAGGUAAACUUAAACCAUGGGUUGCUCCUAAAGAGAAUGAGUCUACCGUAAAGGCCAAUUUAUCUGUAUUAAAAGCCACGUACAAGCAGCCUCACCUUCGCACCAGGGAGGACAGGCGUUUGCAGCAGCAGGAGAACCGAAAGAAUCAGCGAGACAAAACUAUGGGUAAUCGAAGAGGGGUUGCUGUUCCAUGAAAGAAAAAACACUUUUUGUUUUCUAAAUCCUUGUAAAUAUGCUUUCUUCAUCUUUUGUUUACCCCCUGUAAAUAGUACACUUUACCCUUCUAAAACUCUGGAAUGAGAUCGGUAACCCCUAAUCUAACAUUUCCAGAAUUUAGCACUUCA
Molecule: messenger RNA, 1714 nt
Organism: Pelobates fuscus (common spadefoot toad)
Lineage: Eukaryota; Metazoa; Chordata; Amphibia; Anura; Pelobatidae
Gene: NUSAP1
Product: nucleolar and spindle associated protein 1
Exons: 12
Coding region: 146-1564 (472 amino acids)
Biological process (GO): establishment of mitotic spindle localization; mitotic cytokinesis; mitotic chromosome condensation
Cellular component (GO): microtubule; mitotic spindle; nucleolus
Molecular function (GO): microtubule binding
Source: RefSeq, a predicted model, not a curated record